GAUCGAAGAGCGGAGUCAAAGUAGUGGUAGGAGUGGGAAGGAGUGGCCCUCCGCCGUCUCCUCGCCCCCCCCAAAUCUAGGGUUUUAGGUGCAGGGGUUGCGUCCUAUCCGCUCCAAGUCCCUCCAAGAUCGCUCCUUUGUGGCUUGAUUCGUCUCGAUUCGUGGCGGGUUCGUGCUUCCUCGGAGGCCGACUUGUUUUUUUUGGGCCUCGAUCUCCCUCCUUCGGAAGCCGACGGGUGCUGUUUGGACGCUUCCGUCCUGUGUGUACCGGUAGGGAUCGAAGGGUUGUCGUUCUCGGUUAAGGGUUGCCCUUGCUUGUGUUUGUUGGGAGAUUCGCUUUUCUUGCUCCGAGAGGUUGGUGCGGAAAGGGGAUUCUUCGUUUCCGGUCCCGUGGAAGCAUUCUAGGUUUGUAAAGUUGAGAUCUUGGGGGGUUUUUUUUCUCCUUUGGGGCUGCUCUGUGGCGGUCGAGGAGAGGAUGGCGACGGUGGAUGGGGUGUAGGAUAGGUGCGGUUGGAGUCGAAGAUGGUAAGCUAACUGCGGCCGGGGUGCUGAGCUCUAUAUCCUCGUUGAUGGUGGUUCAGAACAAGACCUAUGAGUUGCCUUGUCAUUUGUGCUGAUCUGGCAGCUAGCAUGCAAUAAAGUGCUCGAGCCAUAAAUUCCUUCUCUGUUUCGUAUUCUCAACUCCACAUUCAGCUGCUACUGUUGAGUGUUUGACUUCUCUCCAACAGAAGAUUAGCUUGGUGCCAUAAUCUUGCAGUCACUUUGAAAACCAGGAAGAUUUUCGACAAUGGCAGAUACUAGUCCUAGGACAGAUACCUCCACAGAUGUAGACACAGAUGACAAAGAUCAGAUGUUAGAACAAGGACAACUUGCUGUUGUUGCAGCAUCUGAUUCAAGUGACAGGUCGAAGGACAAAACACUGGACCAAAAAACACUUCGUCGACUUGCUCAGAACCGUGAAGCUGCCAGAAAGAGUAGGUUAAGGAAAAAGGCUUAUGUACAACAACUAGAGACUAGUAGAAUGAAGCUUACUCAACUUGAGCAGGAGCUCCAAAGAGCUCGCCAGCAGGGAAUUUUCAUUUCUAGCUCAGGAGAUCAAACUCAUGCUAUGGGUGGAAAUGGGGCCUUGGCUUUUGACGUAGAAUAUGCACGAUGGCUUGAAGAACAUAACCGGCAGAUCAAUGAACUGAGGACUGCAGUGACUGCUCAUGCCAGUGAAAAUGAUCUCCGUGUUAUUGUUGAUGGCAUCAUGGCCCAUUACGAUGAAAAAUUUAAGCUUAAGGGUGUUGCUGCCAAGGCAGAUGUCUUUCAUAUAUUAUCAGGGAUGUGGAAGACACCAGCCGAGAGGUGUUUCUUAUGGCUGGGGGGUUUCCGCUCAUCUGAGCUUUUAAAGCUACUUGCAAGUCAGCUGGAGCCACUUACAGAGCAGCAAGUAAUGGGCAUUUGCAACCUGCAGCAGUCAUCACAACAGGCCGAGGAUGCUCUCUCUCAAGGGAUGGAGGCAUUACAGCAAUCCUUGGCGGAAACAUUGGCUGGAUCACUUGGUCCAUCUGGAUCCUCAGGAAAUGUUGCAAACUAUAUGGGUCAAAUGGCAAUGGCGAUGGGCAAACUUGGAACUCUCGAGAGUUUUCUUCGUCAGGCUGACAACCUACGACAACAAACACUGCAACAGAUGCACCGGAUAUUAACUACUCGUCAGUCUGCACGGGCACUUCUUGCCAUCAAUGAUUACUUCUCACGGCUUCGUGCCCUCAGCUCUCUUUGGCUUGCUCGGCCGCGGGAGUAAGCCAAAUUUGUUAUUUGUGCCUUACCUGAGCUCAUUUCUUCCUACUCUUAGAGCUGAUCACAAAAAUAUCUAUCUUAUCGGUCAGAGUUACUACUAGCUCCAGUAUAUCAUGGCUGGCUGGAUGCUUGCAGUGUAGUUUUAGACACUCGGUGGAGCUAAAACUUAACUCAUGUACAGCAAGAAUAGCCCACCAUUCUCAUGCGAUGUACCAUUAACUUGUGCGAGAAAACCCACCUCAUGUUGUUGGCGUUCUGUAAGCUUGUAUUGUCUCAGUUAGAAAAAAAUGAUUAUUGAAUAAUCACGCAGAAAUUUUACCUAAUGUUGUUUCUUGCGAA
This is a messenger RNA of Musa acuminata subsp. malaccensis (wild Malaysian banana), 2121 nucleotides long. Its product is annotated as transcription factor TGA2.3. Gene Ontology annotation, biological process: regulation of DNA-templated transcription; DNA-templated transcription. Gene Ontology annotation, molecular function: sequence-specific DNA binding; DNA-binding transcription factor activity. The record is from RefSeq and is a predicted model, not a curated record. NCBI's taxonomy places the organism in Eukaryota, Viridiplantae, Streptophyta, Magnoliopsida, Zingiberales, Musaceae.